Messenger RNA from Bathycoccus prasinos, 1062 nucleotides. RefSeq lists its product with no specific name. The transcript has a single exon. The record is from RefSeq and is a predicted model, not a curated record. Bases 1 to 1062 code for a protein of 353 amino acids. Lineage: Eukaryota; Viridiplantae; Chlorophyta; Mamiellophyceae; Mamiellales; Bathycoccaceae.
AUGUCGCUCCCUUGGACGUCGUCGCGUGGUAAGAGCAAUUCCUUUGAGCGAUUCAUCGCGAAUAAGUUUCCUGAUUUCGAACACUGGAAAACGCAUUUCAGUUUCGAAACGCACGCUUUACCGUUAGCUAUCGGCAGCGCUUGUUCUGCCAUUUCCAUGUCUGUAUCCAUGAACGCGUUUCAGAGAGUUGCGCUGAUUGCUAGAAUAUCUUCGGCGUCGAAUUUUGGUCCAGUGUUAGGCUUGGGAUCGACGAUGAUGGCUUCCGUAUGCGCAGGACAAGCGAUGCUUUUCGCAUCAGAUUUUUCAUUGUCUCGAGGAGGUGGCAAAGUGCAUAACACGACAUCGUCGGGGAGUUUUGUCAGCGCAGGAUUGAAUCAAAUUAGUGGUAGUAACAGUAGUCCUCACAUUAGCUAUAGCGGUAGCAGUAAUAGCACGUGGCGCAGAACGAAACGCAGGAAGACGGGUACGCUGGAAACGGCGUGGGAUGAAGAUGAAACGGUUUUUGACGCCGCGUUAGGUAGCGUGUUAUUUUUCUUCGCCUCGCGGGGUUCGUUCUCGAAAGCGAUGCCGAGCGACGUUGCCGAGAUCGGUGCGAAUGCAGUCAAAAGUAUCAAAGCAAACGGAUCGAAUUACGCGAGUGAACCGCAAAAAGCAGUUUUACGAACGUUUAUGCGAAAAUACGGGUGUCAUCACUGCGGUAAAAAAUCGCUCAAAGUGAUUGGCGACCACAUGCCGCCGAACAAAGUAGCGUUCGGAAGCGCCGCAAAUGCCGCAGCCUCCCGAGGCGCAAAUGUUUCGAUGUAUCAAAAGUUCAUGAACUUUAUUCGAUUCGUUCCCAAACAGAGGUUUUGGCCCCAGUGUGAAAGUUGCGCCUUGUUACAAAGCGUUGCGGUGAGGGACAACGUGCGAAAGCUCAUCACGCACUCCGGGCACGCUAAAAUCGCACUCGGUAUCGGGUUUUUGAUUGGGUUGAGACACUUCUACCCACUCAAAGACGAUAGUAGUUCAGUAGAAAAUAUGGGCAGACCUGGACCAAAGAGCAAAAAACUUAAAGUGUUGUGA